Orycteropus afer afer is the source of this 2343-nucleotide messenger RNA. RefSeq names its product coiled-coil domain containing 40 (gene CCDC40). Bases 1 to 2343 code for a protein of 780 amino acids. Gene Ontology annotation, cellular component: cilium; cytoplasm. The record is from RefSeq and is a predicted model, not a curated record. NCBI's taxonomy places the organism in Eukaryota, Metazoa, Chordata, Mammalia, Tubulidentata, Orycteropodidae. Gene Ontology annotation, biological process: heart looping; axoneme assembly; epithelial cilium movement involved in determination of left/right asymmetry. The transcript is spliced from 14 exons.
AUGGGCUGUCUCGUUGUAACGUAUGGAUCUCAGAUCACACAUAUUUUUGUCUGUUUGGCCUUCCGGUUAGAUGUGGCGGCCCUGCAGGCUGAGGUGGAGACCCAGGCCCUGCGCCUCUUCUACAUGCAAAACAUAGACGAAGACAUGCGCAGCAACAUCUGUGUGAUGAAGCGAGUCGUCAAGAAGGCCGAGACGGAGAGGAUACAGGCCGAGGUGGAGAAGAAGAAGCAGGACCUCUAUGUGGACCAGCUCGUCACCAGAGCCAACCAGCUGGAAGAAAACAUCACCCUGUUUGAGGCCAAGUAUCUUGCCCAGGCUGAGGACACCCGGACCUUGCGGAAAGCAGUGUGCGAGGCCUGCACGGAAAUCGAGACCAUCAGCCUGGAGAAGAAGCACAUCCUGCAGCAGUGGUCCACCAGCCUGGUGGGGAUGAAGCAUCGCGACGAGUCCCACAAGACCAUCCAGGAGGCCCUGAGCGGAUGCCAGCAUCAAGUCAAGUCCAUCGACGGGGAGAUCGAAGCCUACAAGAAAUCCAUCAUGAAGGAGGAGGAAAAGAACGAGAAGCUGGCCGGCAUCCUCAACCGGGUGGAGACCGAGGCCAGCCUCAUGCGGAAGCUGACCGCCCAGUGCCUGGCCAAGCAGGAGGCCUUGCAGAACGAGUUCAACACCUACCGGCUGGCCCUGCAGGACACCGAGGACACCCUGGGCAGGGCCCACCAGGAGCACACAGCGGUGCUGGCGGAGCUGCAGGCCAUCACCCAAACCGUGCAGAGCGAGCUGGACACGAGGCGGAAGAUGGAGGUCUCCAUCCUGGAGAAGCUGCAGGAGCACAUGACCUCCAACAAGAUGGCCAAGUACUUCACCCAGCUCAUCGUCAAGCUGCAGAAGGAAAAGACCAACCUGGUGACACAUCUUUCCAAAAUUGACGGCGACAUCGCCCAGACCACCCUGAACAUCACCAACACCCACUGCCGGCUGGACAUGCACCAGAGGACGCUGGGUGAGCUGGACAAGGAGGUGAAGAGGCUUAACGACCUCAUCACCAAUAGCGAGAACGAGAUCUCCCGGCGCACCAUCCAGAUCGAGAGGAAGCAGGAGCUCAUCAACAGCUUCAACAAGCAGCUGGAGCAGAUGGUCUCCGAGCUGGGGGGGGAAGAGGUGGGGCCCCUGGAACUGGAGAUCAAGAGGCUGACGAGGCUGAUCGAGGAGCACAACACCAGUGUGAUCCAGGCCCAGGUGAGCUGGCUGCGCCUGCAACAGGAGAUGGUCAAGGUCACCCAGGAGCGCGAGGAGCAGCUGGCGAGCCUGGACAUGUUCAAGAAGGAGAUCCGCAUCAUGGAGCAGAAGAAACUGCGCAUAGAGAACAAGAUCACGCAGGAGAAGAAGGAGAAGAAGGAGAUUGAGCGGCACAUGAAGGACCUGGACAACGACCUGAAGCAACUGAACACGCUGAUGAACAAGAACCGGUGCAGCUCCGAGGAGCUGCAGCAGGUCACCAUGCUGACGGAGAACGAAUUCGUGCGCGCGCUCAAGGCCUCCGAGAGGGAGAGCACCGAGAUGCAGGAGAAGUUGGACCAGCUCAACGAGGAGAAGACUGCCGUCCUCAACAGCCUGGUGGAGGCCGAGCACCAAAUCAUGCUUUGGGAGAAAAAGAUCCAACUGGCAAAAGAGAUGCGCGCCUCGGUGGACUCUGAGACUGGCCAGGCCGAGAUCCGAGCCAUGAAGGCGGAGAUCCACCGGAUGAAGGUGAGGCACGGACAGCUGCUGAGGCAGCAGGAAAAGAUGAUCCGCGACAUGGAGAUGGCCGUGGCCCGCAGAGACGCCAUCACGGCCCGCGCUGAGGGCCAGAGCAAGAGCGACAAGAAGGUGCUCACCCGCUCUGGCUUCCACCACCAGCAGGUGGAGCUGAGACGGAAAAUCCGCGACACUCACAAGGCCUCCGAGGCGUGCGCCCAGACCCUGCUGGAGCUGGAGGAAGUGCAGAAGGGCGUGAGCAGCUCGCUGCUGGAGAGGCAGGAGCAGCUGUCGGCCGUGCAGUCCGAGUCUGACCUUCUGGACGCCGACCUCGAACGGCUCGUGGCCCUGAAGCGGCAGAACCUCUCGGAAAUCGUGACCUUGCAGACACGCCUGAAGCAUCUGCAGGCUGUGAAGGACGGGAAGUACGUGUCCCUGUUCCGCUCCGAGCAGUCCCUGCAGGCCGAGAGCAAGCAGCUGGACAGCCGGCUGGCCGUCAUCAGCGCCGUCCUGGACCACGUGCGGCACGAGUACCCCCAGUUCCAGGAGACUCUGCACAAGCUCAGCCAGGCCCUGGCCACCAAGCCAGAGGCGCCCGGGCCUUCCUAG